Tuber aestivum (summer truffle) is the source of this 3426-nucleotide messenger RNA. NCBI's taxonomy places the organism in Eukaryota, Fungi, Ascomycota, Pezizomycetes, Pezizales, Tuberaceae. The record is from the annotation of a GenBank genome assembly.
AAGGGGGAGCCUGGAACUAUCAGUUGUUCAGGACUCAUUUUGCUUGUUUAAUAACUGUAUUUACAUCUAUUUCAAAGUUGAGGUGAGGUGCUCUGGCUUGCUUACUAAAAGACAAAGUACUCAUAUUUGCUAACCCAUUUAAGAAGGUCGAGAAUCUGCAUGACUCAUCGGUCCAUGAGAUACCGGUAGUGAAGUGAAGUAUGAUAAGUGGUCUUGGUUGGUUUGUUGGACGAUUGUGAGCGGCUUGUGGCGAUAAGGUAGGUAGUUUGUCUUAAAAUGUCUGAUAUAUGCCUUGUUUAUUUGUUUAUUUGUUUAUUUAUUUGUUCCUGUUGUUGUACCGUACAGUGCUACUUGGGCCCAUGGGUCACAUCUGGGAUUUGGGGGGGUUUUUUUUUUUAAUGUUUUUCUUUGCGGGUCGUGAGGGGGUAAUACCGGUACUAUGAUUACGGUUUUCUUUGUUUUUUUUGUGAUUUGUGGGCUUACUGAUAGCGAUGAUUUUGCACCCUUCUCCUCUUUGAAAACCUCGUUUCUGUAGGGUUAAAGCCGAGAGGGAAUUUUUACUUCCGUGGAUGUACUGUAUCUUGCCUUUCAGCGACCGAGUUUUUUUUUUUUCCUUGUCGAUUCUUUGGUGAUUAUGAUUGGCUAAAGCGAGGGUUGGAAAUCGUUACAGUGGUAUCAUACACGGAUGGGAGGGUUGAAUUUAUCUGUUGAGCAGAGUGACUGAACGCCCGGCGACGACCUGAAGAAAUCGUGGGUAAGUGUAGGUAACAGUGCUCGAGUAUUGGAGGAUCUUCAUGAGUGAAGAUUUUGGACAUCAGAGGAAAUUUUGAAAGUGCAUACGAUUAGUUUCUGACUUGAACUAUCCCCCCCCGCUGGCAUAUUUUGCGGCCUAAUUUAUCCGAUAAGGAUGGUUCGGGUUUCCCUUUUCGGGAUGAGAUGUACGAGUACGGUAUUAGCCGGCAGCUUGUUGUUGUUGCCUAUUCUCUUGGCAUGGAGGUGAUAGGCUAGCCUUCUCUUGACUGAUAAUAGUGUGACACCGGGUCGAUCCCCGCUUUUGCUCUGAUGGAAGGGGAUGUGGAAUCCGUCGACCUCCUUCACCGCUAUUCUCCUCUCACCCCCUCACUGCUGGGGCUUUAUCCUCCAUGGAUACAUUCCCUACGGGGCAUGGAGGAUCAAGCUCCAGUGGUGAUCCUCACUGGUAUGGCUUAUCGAACACCCCUACCGGCCAUAGCAUCACCAAUAGUAUUCGUGGCGACUCGAAUACGAAUGUUGGGAGUGUGUCAAACAGUUACGGUAGCACCUCUAACAUGGGAGUGGACGAGGAGUCUUUACCGGUCCGAGCACCACUCGAACCCCAUAGAAGGCAUCGGGAUGGCUCGGUGAAUCCUACUUUGCUAGGUUAUGGAGUUCAGGGGGUUGGCAAGACCUAUAUAAGGUAUGAUACAGGAGUAAUUCUCGAUAGAUAGACCGCAGGCGAUGCUGACGAACAAGAAAAAUAAGUUCAUUAGUGAUAGACACCCUACGCGGGCGAGCCCGUGGACGGGGUAUGGCUGUAUUAUCUCUCUACUGCGAUUACCAGGCACGGAAGGAGCAGUCGCCGGUAAAUAUGAUAGGGGACCUAAUCGAGCGAGUUGCUUUGAGAGCAGUAGGCGAAUUGCGGCGCCAGGACCCACCCGAGUUUCUUCGCGCGUUACGACAGAUUAUUCAAGAUGCACCGAAUACGCGGCUAUUUCUUACAGGGAGGCCCGAUAUUCGGAGGGAGCUUGACAGGCAUCUCACGAAUGGGGCCUAUAUCGUACACAUUGUGGCCGACCAAGGAGAUACCGCGAGACACGUGGGUCAGGGAAUUGACGACGAGUUUGAUUACACGAGUUCUGGAAAAUGAUAUCAUUACAAUCUUGGAAAAGGUUUCGGAGAUGUAAGUAGGGACGACUCUGUUACAAAUAUGGAUGGAUCAUUGAUACUCUGCGAAGGUUUCCGUUCGUUGCACUGGAUAUUGAGGCAAUCUUUGGCAGGGAGAAAGGAAAUGUUGCAAAAGGUGGACCUCGAUAGUGCAUACGCCCAAACACUGCAGCGAAUAAGGGACCAAGAGGGACCGGUCAAGGCUUGGGAUGGAGGCGCUGAUGUGGGUAUCCCACUCGGAGCGGCCGCUACGCAUUGACGAACUCUGUCACACCCUGGCAGUAGACCUGGAGUCGACGGAUCUGGACCCUGAGAACACCCGCCCGCGGGAUGCAGCCCUAGUGUCGUGUUUAGGGCUUGUUGUGGUUGAUAAGGAGACAUCAAUAGUGCGCCUAAUCCACUACACGCUUCAAGAAUACCUACCCCGACGAGACGCUUGCACAGGCAUGCUUGAUCUAUCUGAAUUAUGAGCAGGCUAAGGGGCUUCCGGCCAAUAGCAUCCCUAACCUGCGACACAUACCAUCUCUCGAAUAUUCUUCCUUCUAUUGGGGAAACCACGCAAGAGCAGAACUCUAAGAUUAUGCGAAAUCACCUGCGCUAGAGCUUCUAGCCCGGUAGAGGGUGAUAUCCAUAUAUCUGCUACCUUACUUUUCAACCAAGGAAUGACUGGUCAUUCUCCUCCUCCUACCCACCGCCUAUUUGGUGGUUUUCACAGCGAAUCGUGCUUUGGGAUCGUUGGGGUUGUGGCUGCUUUGAUAGAGGUGCAAUGCUGUGAUAUUGGUUGAAGAGAUUGUAUGGGUUGUACACCGCUUAUGUGGGCUGCCCGGCGAGGGCAUGAAGGUGCGGUGGGGCUGUUGCCCACGGGAUGAUGCCAACCCCGACCAGCAAGACAAUGAUGGCCGAACGCCACCCUGGUGGGCUUCCCGGGGCGGACAUGGUGGGGUGGUUAGAUUACCUUUUGAUUCAACUUGGCGUGUCGUUAACCUCUCGCCCUCGUUCUCGACCCCCCCCCCUCGUUUACGGUUGUUCAUAAAUCUUAAUUUCGGAAGCCAAUUUUAGCUAGUGGUUGCUUAGAGGAGAUCUCUUUUGUGUGUACACUUGUUCCCCUCUGAGUUUUGAUACGCGAUUUCUUCUUGUGCUACAGUAGUAUAUGUGAAUACCUAGCCUCUAGUUAUCUAGUUUUAUGUGUGGUGCAAAUUGUGGGGGAGGAGGCGGGUACUGUUUUUUUCUCGUGGGGGGUUCGACAUUAUAGCUCGAUUUCUCGCUACGCCACACCCUACCUGUUUUUUCCCCCGUUUUCUACCUUUCUCCUUGUUUUGUUUCUCCUGCGGACUGCCGAAAUUACUGGAGGUUGUUUUAAUGGAAAUAUUAAUCCGGCUAUAAGUGCCCCUGACACAAUUGCACAUAGUAAGCCGAAUAUUUGCACGUAGUGCGGAGACCAAUUCAUCACCUCGGAGAAUUCGUAUCGGGAGUAGCAUCACCACUGUCGGUUUAUUAUUGUGUGCUUGAACGAUGCUUGUGGGA